UGACAAUUUAUUCUACAUUAAUAUUUAUAUCGUGAGCUAUGAAUUUAUAUGUAUUUUAAUUUAAAAAAUGAAAAGUAAUAAUGAGUGACAAUUGUGGUUGCGAAAAAUAUGGAUGUACGUGCGUCGAUUACAGUAUCGACGAAGUCACAGCAUCCAAUGACGAUUUUAUUGUAAAAAUGAAACACUUAAAAUGCCGGGUAACUCAUCUGGUUCGCAAUCAAAUGAGAAAGAGUGUGUCGGAGUUACGUGAGAGAAAUUACUCGAGUUAUUCUGGAAGCAGUAAGUCAUCAGGAAAGUCGGUAAAUAAUAAAGCGACUCAGUUAUCAUCUUUGUCGUCUGUAAAUCCACAUGAAAGUAAAUUAAUAGAUCAUACGAGUAGUCGACAAUUAACCGCAUCUUCUCAAGAAUACACCACUGAAUCUUCAAGACCUAAUUAUUCGAAUUCAACGCUCGAGAGAUCAAAAGCAGCUGGUGGUUAUCAACAACCACCAGUUCGCAUGCACCCAGCUGGCAAUUCAACUUUAAUUGAUACUGAUAAUUCAUCAAAAGUCCCACUUAAAAUGAGUCAUGGUUCAAAUGCAUUAAAAUCAUACGCUCCUUACAAUGUUGUCACUAUUCAUCCACCCCCGUUAUCACAAUCAUCAUCAACCCUACCACAAGUGUCAGUAUCAGAUGUCACAGCUACCAAGACUCAAUCUGUUGCUGUCGAAACACUCCCAACUAUGUUUGACUAUACGGAAUUCACCCCAUCAAAUUUUGAUCAGCCCGAGAGCAAGACAAUGGAUUCUUCCACUCAAGCAACAAGUCAAGUGACCACUUCAACUCAAGCUACAGAUUUAACAGACAGAGGAACAUCUACUGCCAAAAUUCAAACAGAUGUAAUAACAGACACUUCGGUUCCAACAACAACAACAACAACAACUACUACUACAACAUCAUUUAUUCCAAAAUUUAUCAGAAUUAUUUUAGAUGGAGUAAUGUGUAUUUUAAGCUUUUUAUAUCGAAUUAAAAAAAUAAUUUUAAUGAUAGUGUUACUCGGAUUACUCUUGUGGGCAGCUGUAAUUUACGGAGCAAUACUCGGUGCAGCGAUUUGUACCAGCGCCGGUGGAUACCCUUUAUUUCAAAUAACAUUACCACCUGCUCGACCUGUUUAUUUUUAAUAAUAACGUUUUUUUUUAUAUUAAUUAAUUAUUAUUGUUGUUAUUAUCAUAAUGGUUAUUAUUAUUAUUAUUAUUAUUAUUAUUAAUGUAUUAGUGAAGAUAAAAUAGUUGGUUGUAAUAUAAAGUUUUUUUUACUCUUACGAUUUUUUGUGAUACAAUAUCUCAGUAAAACAAAAGACUGAACUUGGGAUUUUCAAUUAAAAUUUUACUGAAGACGUUUAAAAAAUUCACGGCUUAGAAUAUAUAUUUUAUACAUAUAUUAUAUAUUGUGUAUUGAAUUAUUUAAUAGACAAUGGUAAAAAAUUAUUACAAUAAGUAAAAUUUAUUUAUUUUAAUUAAAAAUUCCAAGUCUCGAGGAUUUUAGUGUCAAAGUAAUAAUUGAAAUAAAUUAUCAUCAAGACUUGACACAAAAUAUAUUAAAACUCGGAGUCAUGUACCGUACCUCGUGUGUACGGUAAUUUUGAGUAAUGUGACUGAAUAAUUAUUUUAAUUAUAUCAUAACUUGAGAUUUUUCAGUCGCAUUUCCUCUACUUUUAACGACGGAGUUGAU
Cotesia glomerata is the source of this 1710-nucleotide messenger RNA. RefSeq lists its product as uncharacterized. NCBI's taxonomy places the organism in Eukaryota, Metazoa, Arthropoda, Insecta, Hymenoptera, Braconidae. The record is from RefSeq and is a predicted model, not a curated record. The transcript is spliced from 2 exons. Bases 81 to 1160 code for a protein of 359 amino acids.